GCCACCCUGGAUUGGCUUCCAGGACUGGCUCCUCCUCAGGCUCCAGCUGGUCAGGCUUCUCUCUUGCUCCUCCUGAGAAGGUCACUGAGCAGGAGGGCCCAGCACCGUCCAGAGACGACCCUACUGGACAGCAAGGAGAUGCCACCUAAGUCUACAGAAAAAGGGAAGCGAGCUGGAGCACGGAAGAAGAAAAGGACCUCGGGUGCUGAUGUGGAGGCCGAGUCCAAGCACAGACUGGUGGUGCUGGAGAAGGAGCUGCUCCAAGACCGCCUGGCUCUAAGGAGGGAUGAGACACGACGAGCCAGGGCUGCUGAAGACCAGCUGAAGCAGAGGCUGCAAGGGCUAGAGGCUGAACUAGAAGAGGCCCGGAGUGAAGGGAAGGCCAUAUAUGCAGAGAUGAGUCGCCAGUGCCGGGCUCUUCAGGAAGAGGGGAAGGCCCGCAGCAGGCAGCUGGAGGAGGAAGUGAGGGGCCUUCGCGAGCAGCGAGAUGAAGAAGUGUGGCUGAGAGAGAGACAUGUCCGAGAGGCGUGCCAGAGGGAGGCUGAGGCUGCACAGAAAGAGGCUCAACAGGCCCUCCGAGAGCGGGACAGGACCCUGGCCCAGCUUAGGGCCCACGUGGCAGACAUGGAGGCCAAGUACGAGGAAAUCUUACAUGGCAGCCUGGACGGGCUCCUGGCCAAGCUACGGGCUAUCGAGCCUCAGUGGGACGGGGCUGCGCUGAGACUCCACGCCCGGCUCAAGCAGCAGCUGGGCCAGUUUGGACUCAACCCCCUGGAUCUUUGAGGCUGCCAGCUUCUGCCCCCUCUUGGGGACACGCUGAAUUCCCGGCAAUAAAGUAUCUUGAUGGAGGAAUCAGCAGAACUGUGGACUGCGGCCGUAUGGCCGAGGGGAGCGGCUCCCAUGGCAACACCUGGGCUGACCCAUGAUUCCGAAGACUGGAACACAGGGGGAAAUUUUCACGAGAUCUCAACUCCUCUCUGGCAGAAGUCGGGUCCCAACCCUUGAGCUUGGAGCCCUUUGAUGUCAUCCGACCACCACCUUUGCCUCACCAACACAAACACAGGCAGCCAGAUUUGUGGGGAAAGGCCAUUUCUAGAACAGACACAGUAGGGACCAGGCUCCAGCCCCCUGAGACGGUGGGUGCCCACAGAGAGAAGGUCUCCAAUUUCUUGCAUUCCAGCUGAGGAGCUUGGAGUCACUCCUUGGUCAAGUUCCAAAUGGAUUUCAUCCUAGCCAGCCCCACACCCGACCCUCCUCAGACAGAACUUCGUCCUGAGACACAGCUCUGCAAAGCUCCCCCGUGAAGGUCUCCAGCUCCUGUGGCACCCACGCGCGGAGCCCCCACCAUGCCCUUUGCUGGGAGGUGGACCAUGGGAAGGCAGGGGCCUCUGGCAGUCCUGUGAUCGGUCCCAGUCCUGGUGAUCUGGCUUGGCUCCCGGCUGAGAGUGCAUCCCUGUUCCCACCACCUCGGCCUGGAGAGGCACCAGGCAGACAGGGCUGCACAGAGCAGGG
Molecule: messenger RNA, 1512 nt
Organism: Tupaia belangeri chinensis (Chinese tree shrew)
Lineage: Eukaryota; Metazoa; Chordata; Mammalia; Scandentia; Tupaiidae
Gene: DRC12
Product: dynein regulatory complex subunit 12 homolog
Exons: 8
Coding region: 139-783 (214 amino acids)
Source: RefSeq, a predicted model, not a curated record